GCAUGUUAUACAAAGUACUGAAGCAGACAGCACACAUCUAAUUUCAAGAAAUCUCUUCUAAUUUCGAGGUUUAAAUCUCUCUAAAAUAGUUACUGUACUUUAUUGUCCCAGUAAGUAAGAUUGUGUGACCUUUGGAAACAAUCAUAUAGAGAGAAUCUUUAGAUUUCAUUAUCAAGAAAUCUACAAACCAUGGCGGCAGACACAACUGGUAUUAUGGAAGGCUUUUUGUGUCCUGUAUGUUUGAAAGAUUUUGGAACAGUAUCUCAGUUACAGGAUCAUUUCGAGGAUGCACAUUCAUCUGAAGACAAGGCUGUUUUACAGUCUUUAAAAGGUUUUUUUGACAAAGCUAAAAGGAGAAUUUUAGGGAAUAAAGAAUUUGGGUUCAGAGAAAGCAAUACACAAAGUAUUGAAAAUCCCAGUACAACAUGUUUUUCUGGAUAUGAUCCUACUUGGUGGGAAUAUCAAGAACUUGGCGUUACACAUUAUCAUACUGAUGCAUUUCGAGCGGUGAGAGAUGCAAGAAUAGAUCAUUUUGUUGUUGAAACAAAUAAAUUACUAAUCCGAUUAGAUAAAUUAUUAGAUCCUGAUGCUCCCAGAGAAGCCUCAAAAAGAAAGGGUAUAGUAACAAUGUUUUCAGAUUAUCUUGGUUUUGAGAAGUCCAUUGUACCUUGGGUUCCGGAUGGUGCCGUACCAGCGUGUCUUUCAUGUGAAGAAUCGUUUUCAAUACUUCGUCGUAAACACCAUUGUCGUCUAUGUGGCGGAAUCAUGUGCAAUAAAUGUUCAGAAUUUUUAGGUUUAACUUAUGCACAAAAAUUAGUCAAUCCAGCCGUGUCAUUUGAAGGGGAAAGUGGAUUUUUAAAACGUUCAGAUAGCAGCACAAGUUUAAAUUCUUUAAUGGGGUUAGAGGCGGAAGGUCACAUGAGAAUCUGUAAAGGGUGUAGAAUGUUAUUAGAAAGGAGAGAUCAGAUGACGGAACAGAGAAAUAUUAAACCAACACUAGUCUUACUAUAUGAGAAAAUGAGAGCAUGUAUGCGAGAUGCCAAUGAACUGAUACCAGAAUAUUUACCCAUGGUCGAUUCUUUAAGUAUAGGAGAAGCUACAUAUAAUUGGAGUGAAGCUCAAGCAUUACGAAACAAACUAGUCCGUUUAUAUGAUGCAGUCGAUCAGUUAAGUAAGAGGAUUUUAAGCUUAGAGAUAAAACCAGAAUCUCCAAGUGCUCUUAAACAACAGCAACUACAAAAAGCUAUCCGAGUAUCUGCCAGUUAUUUUAUGCAAGAAAAUUUGAUAGGUUUACAGGCAUUACCGUCCGAGGACCAAUAUGAAGAGUUAAAAACAGCCAGACGGGCGGAGAUUCAGCGAAAAAUUGCUGCCGAACGACAAGCAGAAAUGGAAGCUCAACAACGAGAGAGACAAUCUCAAGAUGACACGGAACGUUCAAGACCUAAUGGUGAUAAAAAACUAGGUCAUACUAGAAAUGAUUCGCAUGACAGUGUCGGUAAGGGAUGGAAACCUGUGGAGGAAGGAUCUCGUGUGAGUAAAGUGGCCGAUCCCAUGUUACAACAAAUGGAAAUAAUUCGUGGGUAUAUUAAACAAGCUAAGGAAGCUCAAAGGUGGGAUGAAGUAGAAAUGUUGGAACAUAAUCUGAAAGAUUUAAAAGAUGAAUAUUAUCGUCAACAAACGAUUAACUUUCAAUCCUAAAAACUUAGCGCAUAUACACUGGAACGUUGCUAUAGUGAUACAGGGGCUUUGCUAUUGUGAGACUAUUAUGACUUAACUAUAAUGCUGUGGUUAGCAACUACCGACUACACCCAUGUUACACAGUGAGACUUUUAUUUUUUAUAAAGAGGAGUUCCCUAUGAUACAUAAUGUGGUUGGGAGCCACAAACUACACCCAUGUGUACUUGGUGUACUACAGUAAACCAGGUCACAUUGAGGCCCCAGUGUAUAUUAUAUCUAAGUCAUCAACAUAACCUUAUGUGAUAUAUCAUUUAUAAUUACUGUACAUUGUGAUGAACAAAAUGGCUAAAGUUCUGUGUUGAAACAUUUUCGCUGAGAGGAGACAGGGUCAAGCUUUUUUAAUUAAUAAAGGUCACAUUCAUAAGUGACCAUUCGUAUGUCUUUCUGUGUUCUGGCAAUGAAGAGACAAGAAUCGGUCACAUUGGGAAGUGACCAUGUGAAUGUCUGUCUGUGACAAGAUAUUUUAAAGUAACAGUCACAUUAAGAAGCGACCAUGCAGCUGUCUUUCUGUGACAAAAUUUAUUAAAGUAACGGUCACAUUAAGUAUUAAAGAAGCGACCAUGCAAAUGUCUUUCAAUGCUUUUUAAAGUUUUAAUGUGAGAAUUGCUACCUGUGAUUUUGUAUUUUAUAAAAAGCAAUUGUUUAUGGUGACUUUAUUUUAUACUGUAGUUUGUCAAUAUUUGUAGUGUAGUAUAUAUUUAGUCAUAGUGUAAUAUUUAUAUUUGUAUCUCGGACCCUUUAUAUUAUUAUGCAUUUUACUUAAGAAUCAAAAAUUAUUUUAUAAACAUUUGUGCACAGUUUGUUUCCCUUGGCUUAAAUCAAGGCUAUUAUUUGGGCCAUUUUUACUAGUGAAUGUUUCAGAUGCAUGCAAGGAGAUUCAUAUAUUUAAAUAUAUAUUUCCUUUAGUCAGUUCCUAAAUAUAUAGCUAUUAUUUGGAAAAUAUAUUCAUACUGGCAAGACAAUAAUAUUAUACUAUUCAAAAAAAGUAGGGGAUAUUUGAUUUUUAAGUGUUAUUAAAGUCACCUAAUGAAACUGACGAAGAAACAAAUGACAAAAUGAAAUGAAGUUCACAUUCAUCGAUUUAUUCCAAAUGAUCGUUAGACUAAGUAAGGCACAGACUGACCAUUAUAAGGGUAAAAUGAUACCCGGGGUCAAACAGCAAAGUUACCACAGCAUCACAACCAAGUCAGUAAGGGUAAAUCCUCCUCUGUUUGCCAAACAAGCAUUGAUCCGACGUGGCAUACUCCUAAUGAGACGUCUAAGGUCAUUUUGGUCCAGAUUGUCCCAUUCCUGUUGCAACGCAGCAGCAAGUUCUUGGACAUUGGCAGGACGUUGUUGACGUUGACGUAACCUCUGUCCAAGCAUGUCCCAGACAUGCUCGAUGGGGGAGAGGUCGGGACUCAGUGCUGGCCAAGGUAAUGUGGUGAUGUUUUGUUGUUGGAGGUAACCUGUAACGAUCCUGGCCCUGUGACAUCUUGCGUUGUCAUCCUGGAAGAUGAAACGCCGGCCAUGACGUCGUGCGAACGGCACGACAUGGACUGCCAAGAUGUUGUCCCGGUAGUAUUGGCCUGUAACACGCCCUGCAACAACAUGUAAAGCCGUUCUUCCAGCAACAGUGAUGCCUCCCCACACCAUAACAGAACCACCCCCAAAUCGAUCAUGUCUGAUGACGUUAACGUCUUGGAAGCGCUCGUUUCGACGACGCCACACCCUCCUACGUCUGUCCAAAAAAUCAACAGUGAACCUUGACUCAUCUGAAAACAUCACAUUGCUCCAGCGUCGAUUAUCCCAGUGUUGACGAUCCCUACACCAACGACGUCUUGCCUGAAUGUGAUGAUCUCUCAAACAAGGGAUCACGCGAGGACGUCGGGCGCGAAGGUGACCCCUAUGCAGUCGAUUCCGAAUCGUCUGGCCACGCACUCUCACACCAGUGUCUGUUUGAAGACGAGCGCUGAUCUGAUUUGCUGUGAUGACACGAUUUCUCAAGGCCAAGGUACGGAUAAAUCGAUCCUGGGCUUGAGUUGUCGCCCUUGGUCGACCUGAGCGUGGUCUGUCCUGUACAGAUUGUGUAUCACGGUAUCUGGACCAUAGCCUGCUUAUGACAGACUGAGAAACAUUCAUCGUCCGCGCCACAACCGCCUGUGUUGUGCCGAUCUGUAGCAUGCCAAGGGCACGUAACCUUUCAUUUUGGGUAAGCCGACGCAUAUCAAAAUUUGUUUUCUGGUCACUAAAACAAUUAAACUGAUGUUUCCACCCUGGAAUUCAAUGCCACAAUGACUGUAACAUUCAAAGUCAGAGUCGUGCAAAUCUUGGGUUGGACCCCCAUGAUGAUCCUAAGCAUCACCUGCAUUCCAUGCGGUAGCUAUUGGUGCGUUUGGGCGUCACAUGUAACUGGAAAUGUUUCUUCUGUUAGGUUCUAUAGUGACUUUUUUCGUAGUCAUUUGCAUAUUUUAGUAUUAUGCCCCCAAAAUCAAAUAUCCCCUACUUUUUUUGAAUAGUAUAUAUCUUACUUUGCACACAUUGUAUGUGAUACAAACUUCCAUGUAGUUUCCCCCCAAAAUAUAUUUAAGCUACUGGAAAUAUGGGCAAGGAGGUCACAGAAAUUCAGGCAAUCAUUAUACUUCUAUCUAUUCCACUUAUCAUUUUAGAACAUUAGGGGUGAAAUGUAAAGUAGCUAAGUCUCUAACUCAAUAUCAUCCAAAAUCUUCGACAUUGAAAACACGAUUUAUUUGUCGGUUUAAAUCAACAUUGAUGUUGUGAUCUUACCGGGAAAAGAUGGCCUUCUGAUAUCCAAUAUUUAACACAAAAUAAACAUUUUACAAUUGGUACACGAAUGGUGUACCAUAAUGCGUUUCAACGCUAUUUGUAAUAAGGACUCGAAAAACGAGGCUAGGCAUAUUCCAUAAGUCAUGUUAAACGGUGACGCUAUAUUCUUAUCUGGAUAGCAUGCCCAAUAAAUACUAUCGGCGUAGACUGGAAUAACCAGACGCUAGAGAUAGAAAUUCGGUUGAGAAUACUGGCGUAUUUCGCCGAACCUAAC
Messenger RNA from Patella vulgata (common limpet), 4777 nucleotides. Its product is annotated as rabenosyn-5. Gene Ontology annotation, molecular function: metal ion binding. The coding region runs from base 190 to 1698 and encodes 502 amino acids. The transcript has 9 exons. Lineage: Eukaryota; Metazoa; Mollusca; Gastropoda; Patellidae. The record is from RefSeq and is a predicted model, not a curated record.